This is a messenger RNA of Notothenia coriiceps (black rockcod), 519 nucleotides long. Its product is annotated as unconventional myosin-Id-like. The record is from RefSeq and is a predicted model, not a curated record. Lineage: Eukaryota; Metazoa; Chordata; Actinopteri; Perciformes; Nototheniidae. Gene Ontology annotation, molecular function: ATP binding; microfilament motor activity; actin filament binding. Gene Ontology annotation, cellular component: myosin complex; microvillus; cytoplasm. Bases 1 to 519 code for a protein of 172 amino acids. The transcript has 5 exons. Gene Ontology annotation, biological process: actin filament-based movement; actin filament organization; endocytosis.
AUGGGGGUGAAAUCUGAUAUCAUUAACUUCCCGGUGUCCUCCUGUCUCUCACCCACGGACAAGAGUCUGGAGUUUGACCGCGACUUCCGCAUCCGCCAUUACGCAGGAGAUGUGGUGUACUCAGUGGUGGGUUUCAUUGAUAAGAACAAAGACACUCUGUUCCAGGAUUUCAAGAGGCUGCUGUACAACAGCUCUAACCCAGUAUUGAAGUGCAUGUGGCCUGAAGGCAAACUGAGAAUCAAUGAGGUCACCAAACGGCCACUAACUGCUGCAACGCUCUUCAAAAACUCCAUGAUCAUGUUGGUGGAGAACCUGGCCUGCAAGGAACCCUACUAUGUGCGCUGCAUCAAGCCCAACGAGGUGAAGUCGCCUCUCCUGUUCGAGCAGGAGCGCUGCCGCCACCAGGUGGAGUACCUCGGGCUGCUGGAGAACGUCAGAGUGCGGCGUGCCGGCUUCGCCUACAGACAGACCUACCCUCGCUUCCUACAGAGGUACCUGCCACAUAUUAAUCACUCUUAG